Molecule: messenger RNA, 1416 nt
Organism: Stylophora pistillata
Lineage: Eukaryota; Metazoa; Cnidaria; Anthozoa; Scleractinia; Pocilloporidae
Product: lysine-specific demethylase 8
Cellular component (GO): nucleus
Molecular function (GO): histone H3K36 demethylase activity
Source: RefSeq, a predicted model, not a curated record
UCAAGUGAACAUGGCGGACUUCUCGAGUGAAACUAACAGCGCUGCAUCUGUGCUCCAGCAGCUUCUUCCAUCAGUUAAGGAUGCUAAGGAUUUAAAGCUUGGACAUAAUCUGUGCCAAUUAUCAAAUUCUGGGGGUGACCCAGUGCUUUUCCUUCUUACUCAAGGCGUACAUGAGUUCUUCCGUGGUAACUUACACAGUUGUCUGUCAAAUUGUCAAUUUGUGAUUGACAUCUGCUGGGAGAAAUGUAACACAGGUCACUGGAGGGAUGUGAAUGUAAUCUGGAGGGAGACAUAUUCAUAUGCAAGUAUGUUCAAGGCCCUUUGCCUUUACGGCAUGGGAAGACAGACACAGGCCAUGAAGGCUUGUGACAUGGGACUUCUGUUGGGGGCCCCCAUUUUGGACAACAUUCUGACACGGUUUGCAACUGAGUUUCAGAAAAAUGUUGUGUCAAGGAGUUUAACUGAUAGAGACAUAGCAGAAGGUACUGCACAGGCUAAAGGAGAUCAAAAAAACUGUUCAUUAGCUUUGACAUCCAAAGAGAAAAGGAAGUUGAGGGAUGAACCAAUGAAUCCUCAGCAGGAAUCAAGUGGUGAUGAACAUUCAUCUAAAAGAAGCAAUUCUACAAAGAGAAGGAAGGGUAUUGCGAAUAUACCCAUCAUUUUCAAGAAUUAUGAAGUGGGCCAUGUUUGUUGCCCAUCAAUAGAAGCAUUUCUUACAAAUUACAUGCAGAAAGACAAGCCUGUAAUUAUACAAGGAGUAAUGGAUCACUGGCCUGCAAGAACAAGUCAUAGAUGGGGUAUCAGUUAUCUUAAGAACAUUGCUGGCUGUCGUACAGUUCCAGUGGAGCUGGGCUCACGUUACACAGAUGACACAUGGACGCAGAAAUUAAUGACUAUAGGAGAUUUUAUUGACAAGUACCUCAGUCCAAUUGAAAAUGGACAAGAGUCAGAGAUUGCUUAUUUAGCUCAACACCAAUUAUUUGAUCAGAUCCCUGAGUUAAGAAGGGAUAUCAUUACUCCUGAUUACUGCUACCUCGGGGAAGGUGAUAAUGAUGUUAUCAUUAAUGCUUGGUUUGGACCUAAGGGCACAAUCUCACCCAUGCAUCAAGACCCUUAUCACAAUCUAUUGGCACAAGUGGUUGGAGAGAAAUAUAUACGACUUUAUUCCAAAACUGAAACAGAGAAUCUGUAUCCUCACAAAUCUACCUUGCUAAAUAACACAAGUCAGGUGGAUGUGGAGGAGCCUGAUCUUGUCAAAUUUCCCAAAUUCUCAUCAGCAGUUUAUCAGGAGUGUAUUUUGAAGGAAGGAGAGAUGUUGUACAUCCCCCCUUAUCACUGGCACUAUAUCCGCUCCUUGUCUCUCAGCUUUUCUGUCAGCUUCUGGUGGGCCUGACCUGUGAGCUUCGUCAUACUUUU